This is a messenger RNA of Purpureocillium takamizusanense, 2149 nucleotides long. Its product is annotated as 12-oxophytodienoate reductase. The coding region runs from base 382 to 1749 and encodes 455 amino acids. The transcript is spliced from 2 exons. Gene Ontology annotation, cellular component: intracellular anatomical structure. Gene Ontology annotation, molecular function: NADP binding; NADPH dehydrogenase activity; FMN binding. The record is from RefSeq and is a predicted model, not a curated record. NCBI's taxonomy places the organism in Eukaryota, Fungi, Ascomycota, Sordariomycetes, Hypocreales, Ophiocordycipitaceae.
CGGCGGAUCCGGCACGCGAUGGCGAGCGACUUGAUGAUUGCGGCGGGCGGCGUGGUAGUGGUGGUUCAGCUUUAAAAGGGGACCGGGCCGCCCGACGUCGAGAGAGGAUUGAUGUGAGAUGGCAAGAACACAGUCUAGCUGAGGAUAUAAAGCCCACAAACACAUUAAACGGGAGCUGCUGGACCAUUGACAACUCCAACUGUCUCGGCGCUUGUUCAGGUUGACAGAAGCGAGAGACAGAAUCACGUCGUUUUCUAUAUCAUUCCUCCUCCAUCACUCAUUAAACCUCACAUCAACACCGCGAGACACGGCAUCACAGCUGUCGGUACAACAUCACCUUUCUUAUAAAAAAAGAAUUAUAAAAAUUCACAGCCCAACACCAUGGCCGCCUACCUCACGCAGCGCAUCUCGCACCCUCACCACGGGAUCCCCGUCUCGCGCGCCGAGACGCCGCUGCCCGAAAAGUCGGCCAAGUGCGCGGCGCCCAUCCCCAACGUCGCGGCCAAGGGCGUGCCCUUCUUCACGCCCGAGCAGGACCCCGUGGCGGGCACCGCCACCGUGCCGCAGCCGUCGGGCAAGCCCGUGCCCAAGCUCUUCUCGCCCCUCAAGAUCCGCGGCGUCACGCUGCCGAACCGCAUCUGGGUCAGCCCCAUGUGCCAGUACAGCGCGCACGAGGGCUUCCACACGCCGUGGCACAUUACGCACUACGGCGGCAUGGUGCAGCGGGGGCCCGGCCUCAUGAUGGUCGAGGCCACGGCCGUGCAGGCCAACGGGCGCAUCACGCCCGAGGACUCGGGCAUCUGGCUGGACGCGCACGUCGACACGCUCAAGAAGCACGUCGACUUUGCGCACAGCCAAAACGCGCUCAUCGCGAUCCAGCUCGCGCACGCCGGGCGCAAGGCGUCGACGGUCGCCCCCUGGCUCAGCUUUGGGGCCACGGCGACGGCCGAGGUGGGCGGCUGGCCCGACGACGUCGUGGGCCCGAGCGACGAGGCCUUUGACACGCACUUCCCGACGCCGCGGACCAUGACGCUCGCCGAGAUCGCCCAGCUCAAGCGCGACUUCGUGUCGGGCGCGCGCCGCGCCGUCCGCGCCGGCUUCGACGUCGUCGAGCUGCACUUUGCCCACGGGUAUCUCGUGUCCAGCUUCCUCUCGCCCGCCGUCAACAACAAGCGGACGGACCGGUACGGCGGCGGCAGCUUCGAGGACCGCACGCGCCUGGCCCUCGAGCUCGUCGACGAGGUGCGCGCCGUCCUCCCCCGCGACAUGCCGCUAUUCGUGCGCAUCAGCGCCACCGACUGGCUCGACACCAACCCGGCGUGGCGCGGCGGCGCGAGCUGGACCGUCGACGAGAGCGUCCGGCUCGCCCGCCUGCUGGCCGAGCGCGGCGUCGACGUGCUCGACGUGUCCACCGGCGGCAACCACGCGCAGCAAAAGGUCCAGGGCGGGCCGGGCUACCAGGCGCCCUUUGCAAAGAAGAUCAAGGCCGCCGUGGGCGACAAGAUGCUCGUCAGCUGCGUCGGCAGCAUCAAGACGGGCGACGUCGCCCAGCGCAUCAUCGAGGGCGGCCAGGCCCCCGACGACACGCCUCUCGACCUCAUCGCCGCGGGCCGCAUGUUCCAGAAGAACCCGAGCCUGGUCUGGUCGUGGGCCGACGACCUCGACGUGUCGAUUCACGUCGCGCACCAGAUCGGAUGGGGGUUUGGCGGCAGGGCGGCGGCCAAGAAGACGCUAAACUCGCUGCCGUGAGGUGGACAUGGAUCGGACUUUGUGUUGCCAGGCGCGGAAAAGAAUAACGGCUUUUUAAUUUUGUACGCCAGGGGCAUUACAAAGUAUAUGCCCUCCACUCAAUUUUUUUGGUUGGCCGUAUCGUAACAGAUGUGAAAUCUCGUGCCCCCUUUUUUCGUGGACAGCAUCGCGCAACAUCAACCCCCCCUCCCCCUGAAUCCCGGACCCCAUCAUCACUCCGUGACCCCCUCCCCCUCCUCUUCCUCGUCUUCAUCACGCUGCUCCCGCGCCUGCACGACGAUCCGGUUCACCGGACUCACCGGCGUGCCCGUCCGCAGCCACGCGCGCAGGUUCUCCAGACACUCCCUCUCCGCUCUGCGAAACGCCUCGUCCGUCAUGGCCCCGGCAUGCGGCAUGCACA